Molecule: messenger RNA, 1462 nt
Organism: Nematolebias whitei (Rio pearlfish)
Lineage: Eukaryota; Metazoa; Chordata; Actinopteri; Cyprinodontiformes; Rivulidae
Product: adhesion G protein-coupled receptor A1
Exons: 1
Biological process (GO): G protein-coupled receptor signaling pathway; cell surface receptor signaling pathway
Cellular component (GO): postsynaptic density; plasma membrane; glutamatergic synapse
Molecular function (GO): G protein-coupled receptor activity
Source: RefSeq, a predicted model, not a curated record
UUGUUGGAUGGCAUGGGAGCCCAGUUUGGGAGCCUUCUUUGGCCCAGUGGCUUUCAUCAUUCUGGUGACGUGCAUCUACUUCCUCUGCACCUUCAUCCAGUUGCGACGACAUCCUGAGAAGAAGUACGAGCUCCGGCAACUAACAGAGGAGCAGCAGAGGCUGUCUAGCGCUGACGUACCAACCCACUGCCACCAGGGGGCAGAGCCCGAGGCCCCUCCCACAGGGAGCCACUGUCCCGCUGGCUGUCCGGGCGUCCCCAUCAACCCUGCACUGUUGGCUAAUGAGCACUCCUUCAAAGCCCAGCUACGAACGGCAGCCUUCACUCUUUUCCUGUUCCUGGCCACGUGGACUUUUGGGGCUCUGGCCGUGUCACAGGGACACUUCCUGGACAUGAUCUUCAGCUGCCUUUAUGGUGCCUUUUCUGUUACCCUUGGCCUCUUCAUCCUCAUCCAUCACUGUGCCAAGCGGGAUGAUGUCUGGCACUGCUGGUGUUCUUGUUGCCCCGGACGCCAUGGCAAUGCUGACUCUGGAGCAUCGGGUGCCGCUCAAACAUGUCCUAAAGUAAAUGUGAACGGUGACACCCAGGGACAAGGCCACAGCCACUGCCACCAUGACUCACCGUGUCAGGCGAAAGCUCUGAUGAGCUGCAGCCAUGGCAGUUUAGCUCACUGUAAACAUGCUGCUCUUCCAUCCUCACAAAACCACGUAACAUGUUUGGCACCAGUGACGCCGUGCUGCGCCGCCCUGCACACUCAACAGCUGAUGGAGGAGGAGCCAGCGGCGACUCACGUGCUGCUCCACACCGAGCCUGGGAUUCAGCUGCACUCCUGUCUAAAGAGCAGCUCCAGGACUAAAAGUCGGCAGUUUGGCCGCAGGGCAAAGGCCGCUGCCUGCGGAGCAGCGAGCGACAGGGAAUACGCCUACCACAUCCCGUCCAGUGCAGACGGAGGCAGCAUGCACAGCUCACGCACUGACAGCCCUCACAGCACACGUGAGCGCCACGCCCACAUCUGCCCGCAUUUAGCCCAUGAAGGCCAUCAUGACGGGCAUCACACGUGCCACGCUGCCACAGCCGCCUUGCACGAGUCUUUGGCAUGCCACAAUCCCUGCCACAGGCACAUCUGCUGUGCCAAGGCAGACCUGUUCCCUUCUUUGUGCCCGGCAGACACCGGAGACACGGGCGCCUUUCUGUGUGGCUGUGGCAAAGUAGCUGAGGAGGAGCCGGUUACAACGCAUCACCAUCUGGAGAUGCACGCUGCGCGCAGACAAUCCUGCCCCCAGAGCACGCCCAGUCAGAACGGGAUUCUAAAGGGCGGCCUGCAGGAAGGACUCCUCUACACCUCGGACAGCACAGGGAAUAUACGCACCGGACCCUGGAAGAACGAAACUACUGUGUAGUGCCAGAUGGAAAAACAGAAGAUCCAGGCAGCGAUCCUGUCUCGUCCUGCCAAAACAAAUCUC